AUGCCUUCUGUUAAGAAUUAUCCAUCUAGUGAAGUAAAUCAGUAUGAAUUAUCGUCUAGAUUAUUAACUUUAACCGAGAACAAUACAUCUUAUACAUUGACUCAAAUCAAUGGACAAAGGAUUUAUAGAAAAGCACCCCAUGCAUGGAACGGCCCAGAACCAUCUAGAAACUGUGAGGUAUUCAUUGGGCGCAUUCCUCACGAUUGCUUCGAAGACACCCUGGUGCCUCUGUUUCGCCAAGCUGGGGAGCUGUUCGAAUUUCGUCUCAUGAUUAACUUUUCGGGAUGGAAUAGAGGGUAUGCUUUCGCUAUGUACACGACUGAAGUGGAGGCAAGCAAUGCUAUACGUAUGUUCAACAACUACAUGAUUCGUCCUUCAUGGCAAUUGGGCGUGUGCCCGUCGAUCAACAACUGCCGCAUAUUCAUAUCGCGCAUUCCGGCGGGCACGCCGUCGGCGGAGAUCGUGCGGCUGGUGUACGCGCUGACGGAGGAGGCGGUGGAGGUGCGCGUGCGGCGAUCGGGCGGCGGCUGCGCGGCCAUCGUGGAGUACCGCUCGCACCGCGGCGCCGCGAUGGCGCGCAAGGCGCUGGUGGCGGCGGCCGCGGCGGCCUGGGGCGCCGGCGCGCGCCCCGCGGUCGACUGGUCGCUGCCGCAGAGCCCGCACCUGCUACGCCAGUACCGCGAGGUGGGCCGCUGGACGCCCGAGCGCGGCGUGGAGAUCUACCGCCUGCCCGAGGAGCCGGCGAGCAGCGCGGCUGCCUCGUACUCGCUGGAGCGCUGGUCGCAGGCGCGUCGCCUGCGCAUGAUACACGAGGCGCACCGCGCGCACGCGCACGCGCAGCUGCAGCCCCAGCCCCAGCUGCACGCGCACGCGCCGCCGCACGCCGCGCAGCACGACGCGCAACACGCGCUGCCGCAGCAGCAACACCCGCAGCAGCCACAACAGCAGCAGGCGCAGCCGCUGUCGCUGGUGCAGCAAGGACAGCUGCAGAACGCCACUACUAAUGACUGGGGCCGUUCGAGCAUGAGCGCGAGCCCGCUAUCGAGCUCCGGGUCCACAUGGGGCACUUGGGGCCCGUGGGGCUCGAGCAGCGAGGGAGAAGCGGCCGACGCGCCGCCCUACAACCCGUGGACGGCGCCGCACCCGCUGCACGAGUUCAUGGACAAGCAAGAGUGAGCCUCCGCCCCAGAGGGUAACUGUGUAACGCAUCACUAUACGUCAGCAGAAGAUUUGUUUGGAUAUACCUAAUAGUUGAAUGAAACUUUUAAAAUGUAUACGUUCGCGAUUUUUAUUUUCUGUUUGUAUAAAUUUUGCAAUUAAACUAGUUAGGGAUUUAAAGCGAUUUAUUCAUAAUGUUUAUUAUUAUUUGUAUGCCUGACAACAAACUUGAUGUGAUCUGUCUUUGAAGCGCUCGGAUAAUAAAGUGAACAAAUCGCGUUCUGAAUCUGUUACUCUAGUAGAAAAGUAAUGAUUCAUUCGUCUUAAAGAUUAUAAAAUGUUAUGUUCAUACCAGCAAUAUAAAGCUAUGUGACACCAAGAAAUAUACAUGAUUUAUGUGUGAAAUGCUUCGUUCAUAGAGAAGGGUAAAUAUCACAAUGGAAUAGAGAAAAUUAAUGUGACAAUUUACAAUCCAAAAAUCAAUUCAUGGUGAAGUAUUACUAUUAUUUGGAAUAUAUUUGUAUAUAAUUGGAUAAAACUCGAAAAAUAUA
Molecule: messenger RNA, 1709 nt
Organism: Zerene cesonia (dogface butterfly)
Lineage: Eukaryota; Metazoa; Arthropoda; Insecta; Lepidoptera; Pieridae
Product: probable RNA-binding protein 46
Exons: 6
Coding region: 1-1176 (391 amino acids)
Cellular component (GO): nucleus
Molecular function (GO): mRNA binding
Source: RefSeq, a predicted model, not a curated record